AUGAAGGCUGUCACUAUUGCCGCUGCUGGUGCAGCGGUCGUGACAACUGUUUCCGCCGCCAGCCAUGUCAAGCACAUGCAUGCGAAACUCCACGGAAAUGUCGCACGCGACACCUGGGUCGACUGGAAUGCGACCGCUUCUACUUCUGUGACGCCUGUAAAUGGAGAUACAGCGAAGACCACCACCACCACGAAGGCUCCUGUCAAGGCUGCUACCACUACAGCUAGCUCUUCAAGCUCAUUCCUCUGGGAGGACUGGACUUCUUCCUCCCUCGCAGUUGACCCAGCAAAGACCUCGAGCACCACUUCUAGCACGACCACCGUUGCUGAAACAUGGGCGGAUUGGUCAAGCACCAGCGCCUCAUCAACCCCCGUCGAGGGCGUGAAAAUUAGCACAACCACGGCUACCGUCGAGCAUACUUGGGCCGAUUGGACUAGCGCCUCGUCGAUCCCGGUCGACCCUGCGACUACCACCAGCACGGAGGAGCACACCUGGGGAGACUGGACCACGAGUGAUCCGGUUGACCCAACAACAACCGUCACCGAGACCUGGGGCGACUGGACAACCGUCGACCAAACCACAACCAUCACUUUGGCUUCUACCGUUACGGCGACCAAAUACGUCGAGCCCGUCAGCGCUGAGUCGACGGACUCGUCUACAUGGGCGGAGUGGACCUCCACUUCAGCCUCCUCAGUUGCGGCGGCCGUCACCAGUGUCAUUACCUCGACGGUUACCCCAGGCUGGUCUUCCUCGGGCUGGUUCGGUCCUUCCGUGGCCGUUGAAGCCGACAGCUGCGCCAUCUCCGUCAUUACUUCUUAUGGCCUCCCAACUUGGUAUCCCACGCCUGUCCUCGCUGUGAGCACGACAAGCAGCACUACUUCCAGUGCCACAUGGGCCGAUUGGACUUCGUCAAGCUCCAACACGCCAGCAGCAGCAGCAACGACAACAACCAGCAGCACCUCAUCCUACGUCUGGGCUGAUUGGACCUCAAGUUCUAUCCCCGUAGAGGGCGCGCAAACUACGACUAGCGCUUCCUAUGUCUGGGGCGACUGGACUUCGACUUCCACCUACAGCCCAGCGGCUGUGGCUACCUCGAGCGAGACAUGGGCCGAUUGGUCAUCUACGACUGAAACUGCGUCUGUGUCUGUGAGCACUGCAAGCAGCUCUGCCUCUUCAGGUUCUUGGUCAAAGCCAAGCGGUGGUUCGCAGGGUGGCAGCCCUGGCAUCUCAUCGAAUGGUGAUUCGUGGGGCAUGACUUAUUCUCCCUACACUGCGCAGGGUGGUUGCAAGGACGCUGGUACCAUUGCCGCUGACAUGGCCGUCAUCGCACAGAAAGGAUUCUCCUCUGUUCGCGUCUACAGCACUGACUGCAGCACGCUCGAGAACAUUGGCGGUUCUGCCCGCAACAAUGGCCUGAAACUGAUUUUGGGUGUCUGGAUUUCAUCGACAGGCAUCUCAGGUGCUCAAGGCCAGGUCCACGAUAUUGUUGCCUGGGCACAGUGGGAUAUUGUUGAACUCAUUGUCGUCGGUAACGAGGCCGUCUUUAACGGCUACUGCUCUGCCAGCGAGCUGGCUGGAUUUAUCUCUAGCAGCGCCGCUGCUUUCAAGGGUGCCGGCUAUACCGGUGCGGUAACCACGACCGAGCCUCUGUCUGUCUGGGAAGACACUAGCAAUGCGUCCGCCUUCUGCAGCGUCGUUGAUGUUGUCGGUGCCAACUUGUACGCCUUUUUCAAUGCUCAAGUGACUGCCGACAAAGCCGGUAGCUUCAUUCAGUCAGAGAUCAAUAUCUUGGAUGCGGUUUGCUCUGGAAAGCCGGUCUAUGUCUUGGAAUCUGGAUGGCCUCACGCUGGCAACUGCAACGGUGCCGCUUGCCCCAGCCCUCAAAACCAGGCAACUGCUCUUAAGGGCAUUCAGGCAACCGUGGGUGCUCAAGUCGUCUUCUUGAGCUACGAGGAUGAGCCGUGGAAGGAGCCGGGCCAGUUCGGCGUGGAGCAAUUCUGGGGUUGCGCCGGUGUCUUCUAA
This is a messenger RNA of Cladophialophora psammophila CBS 110553, 2022 nucleotides long. Its product is annotated as murein transglycosylase. Gene Ontology annotation, molecular function: glucan endo-1,3-beta-D-glucosidase activity; 1,3-beta-glucanosyltransferase activity. The transcript is spliced from 2 exons. Gene Ontology annotation, cellular component: extracellular region; fungal-type cell wall; cell surface. The coding region runs from base 1 to 2022 and encodes 673 amino acids. Lineage: Eukaryota; Fungi; Ascomycota; Eurotiomycetes; Chaetothyriales; Herpotrichiellaceae. Gene Ontology annotation, biological process: cell wall organization. The record is from RefSeq and is a predicted model, not a curated record.